Molecule: messenger RNA, 884 nt
Organism: Condylura cristata (star-nosed mole)
Lineage: Eukaryota; Metazoa; Chordata; Mammalia; Eulipotyphla; Talpidae
Exons: 2
Molecular function (GO): cysteine-type deubiquitinase activity
Source: RefSeq, a predicted model, not a curated record
GCUCUGCUCGGGCUCCCACCCAGGGUGUGGGGUCGGGGCCAGUAGGGCCAGGCCCCAGACUGAGCACAAAGCAUUGGUCAGUGCCUGAGCGGGCGGGGCGCCCUGCCGCCACCCAGAGCCUGCCAGGCACCCCAGGCCUCCCUUGCGUGACUGGAGGCAGCUGCAGCCCCCUGGCUUUGCCUUCAGCCCACUGGCCGGGUGACGGGUCACCCCCCAGGCACUUGUCACCCAGGCGCCCGCGUCGCGGCCACGGCGCAGCAGGUCUGACCUGGGCCCGGCUGCUCGGGGUCUCUGCUGCCUCCGGGCGCCUCGAGGCCCCUGGCCCCGGGGCUGGGGUGGCAGUGCACUUCCCCCCGAGUACUCGCCCGCGAGGUCGUGCCCUGGAUCCAUGCGUGGGCAGCACCCUUGGAGAGUGCGCUUACCUCCUGGGGAGGGGGCGCGGGAGGCUGCGCUGGGCUGCCAGGGGCACUCAGCCCAGGGUGCGAGUCCGGGCCGUGUCCGUUCCAGAACCCCCCGGACCGAUCGACAACAGCAGGAUCGCGCAGGUCAAAGGGAGCGGCCACGUGCAGCUGAAGCAGGGGGCCGACUACGGGCAGAUCUCUGAGGAGACCUGGGGCUACCUGAGCAGCCUGUACGGCGGCGGCCCCGAGAUCGCCAUCCGCCAGAGCGUGGCGCCUCUGCCGGACCCCGAGGGCCUGCACGGGGAGCAGAAGAUCGAGGCUGAGACGCGGGCCGUGUGACGGGCCGGCCGUAAGUCUCCCGCCCGCUGCCGGGAGGGGCCCAGCUGCCCCCACGGGCCGCGGAGGGUGUGUGUGCUGGGGACAGGCUGCCACUUGGGGAGCCGCGUGUGAAAGAGGAGGCAGGUGAGUGACGCACGCCGUGGC